Molecule: messenger RNA, 4856 nt
Organism: Oncorhynchus mykiss (rainbow trout)
Lineage: Eukaryota; Metazoa; Chordata; Actinopteri; Salmoniformes; Salmonidae
Gene: fgfr1b
Product: fibroblast growth factor receptor 1b
Biological process (GO): positive regulation of cell population proliferation; fibroblast growth factor receptor signaling pathway; positive regulation of kinase activity
Cellular component (GO): signaling receptor complex; plasma membrane
Molecular function (GO): ATP binding; fibroblast growth factor binding; fibroblast growth factor receptor activity
Source: RefSeq, a predicted model, not a curated record
CUCCUCCUUUCUUUCUUUCUUGCUUGCUCUCUCUCCCUCUCUCUCUCUCUCUCGGCAGGGCUGCGUCUCAUUAGCCUUUUGUGUGUGCGUGCGUGCGCUUCCGUUUUGCUCGCUUGUGUGCGUUUUAACGUGUGCUUACUCUCCCUCUUUCUUAUUUGAUCUCUUUCAUGCCAGGCUGAGGGUUCUGGGUUCAGGCUGCUUCCAUGAUGGUUCAAUCCCACUGACUCUGUUCCGCUGUCUGGAACUGCUCAGUUAGCAGUGGGUCUUUAUUCUGAGACAGAGGACAGAACACACUCUUCAAUUUGGGGAUGUGGAGGCUCUUUAUUGGUCUAGAAAGGACCUCAGUCUUCAAGGUUUGUCCAUUUAGUUAAAAAAACUGAGGAUGUUUACAGGGAUUCUUUCAUGGCGCAACCACGGUUUAGCUUCUCCACCGCUGGCUAUGGUGUACAUAUCCUGUCCACGCACGCACAUGCACACAGUUGGUUGGAUGUGGAACAGAAAGGCUGUGUUUGGUAGGAAAGGAUGAAUGCUGUCUGAAAGGAGGUGUUUUUGUUCCCUCUAUUGGUGAGUUGUGUAACCACCGGCCAUCCUAAACCAGCCCUAACACCAUGGUGUGUGUGUGUGUGCGUGCUUGCAAAUGUGUGUUUGAUACUGUUGUUUUGAAACGCAUCAAAUUCUUGUUUUUCUCUCAGUCAAAAACACCAAAAAUGUCACUUCUGCUGCAAACAAUUUUGCCAUACACGAAGGCUGUUUCCAAUUUUCUAUCUCUGUCUCGCUGCUUCUUUCAAAUAAAGCUGUUGGUCUUUGGAUUUCAACCACCUCCCCCUGCUCUGCUCUUGUUUAGUGGAUUCCGUUCUUCUUUUCAGUUAUUCUAUCCUUGUUUGUUUGUAUCUAUUCUCUCUCUCCAACUCUCUCUCUGUCUAUCUUUGACAACCUUUCAUUAGGAAUGUUCCCCCUGCCACGAGCAGACCGUAUUCAGGACUUCCCAUAAUGCAGUUUCUGUAAACCUCUCCCUGUAGAUUACAGACCUGCUGUGGUGAGGCUGGGAGCUGGGAUUCUGGAAUGGUCUAUGUCACUCUGUGGUGGUGAUGAUUAUGGACCUAAUCUCUCUAGAUUACAGUAGAUAUGAUGAUGAGUCGUGCUUUCUCUGGUCGCAAUCCUGCUGAGAUGUGGGGAGGGAAGGGACCUGCGGCAGAAAAUGCCCUUAGUAAUGUAGUAGUUCUAUAUUGUGUAGAAAUCAAUAUAUACAUUCUGCUGGGAGAUGGAAAGGGAUGUGUGGUAGAAUAUAUCCCUGCUUAUAGUAAUCACUGAUCUGACGUGGCUGGAUCUGUGAAUGCUGUGGACUGGAACCCUAUCAGACUGUGUCUAAUGGUAGAAGGAAAAGGGCUUUUUUCUUAUUCAACAUAUUCAAACAGGACCCAUUAUUAAAGUUCUGGAGCCCUCCUUCCUCAACUCACCCUCACACCCAUCCUUGCCCUUUUGUUUGCAGCCAUUUGUCAGGAUGAAGGUGCUGAUGAUUUAGUGUGUUUGUUUAUCUCUGAGCUUGGGGUUAGGGAGCUACGUGGGAACUCUGAAGGAGCGGUGGUGCGUGCGCUGUGGCGACAGUCGAGGCACCUUAAAAAGGGGUGAAAAGCUGACAUGCUUACAUCGUCGGAGGAUGAAGACGAUGAUGAAGAGUCUUCCUCAGAGGAAAAUAAACUGUACAACAACCAGAAGCUCCAACCGGUGGCUCCUCAGUGGGUGACUCCAGACAAGAUGGAAAAGAGGCUCCAUGCCGUUCCUGCCAGUAAGACUGUUAAAUUCCGUUGCCAGGCGACUGGUAAUCCCACUCCAACUUUGCGGUGGUACAGGAAUGGAAAAGAGUUCAGGAGAGACCAGCGGAUUGGAGGCUUCAAGCUCAGAGACCACAUGUGGACUAUAAUAAUGGAGUCUGUGGUUCCGUCUGAUAAAGGCAACUACACAUGUCUGGUGGAGAACAAGCAUGGCAGCCUCACACACACCUACCAGCUGGACGUAGUGGAACGUUCCCCUCACAGGCCCAUCCUCCAGGCAGGCCUGCCAGCUAAUCGUACGGCAGUGGUGGGUAGUGACGUAGAGUUUGUCUGUAGAGUGUUCAGCGACCCUCAGCCCCACAUCCAGUGGCUCAAACGCAUCACCAUUAACGGCAGCAGAGUGGGGACAGACGGACUACCCUACGUACGUGUACUGAAGACUGCAGGGUUUAACACCACAGACAGGGAGAUGGAGGUGUUUACUCUGAGGAACGUGUCUGUGGAGGAUGAGGGAGAGUACACCUGUCUGGCAGGAAACUCAAUAGGAAUGUCUCACCACUCUGCCUGGCUCAGUGUGAUCAAAGACGUGCCUCCCUCCCCUGUACCGUCUCAGGCCUACCUGCAGAUUUUCAUCUACUGUGUCGGCUUCUUCAUCAUCAUGCUCCUAAUCGCCAUAGCGACCGCCUGCCGAUUACGCUGCUCCCCGAAGAAGAGCGACUUCAGUAGCCAGCUGGCUGUUCAUAAACUGGCGAAGAGCAUUCCCCUACGCAGACAGGUGUCAGUAGACUCCUCUUCCUCUCUGCAGUCUGGGGUGUGUCUGGUCAGACCCUACCGCCUCUCCAGCGGAGCCACGCCCAACCUGGCCGGCGUGUCAGAAUAUGAGCUGCCUGCGGACCCGCUCUGGGAGCUGUCACGAGACAGGCUGUCUCUGGGGAAGCCACUGGGUGAAGGAUGUUUUGGUCAGGUGGUGCUAGCAGAGGCUGCAGGUCUGGACAGAGAAAAACCCUCCCGUCUCACCAUGGUCGCAGUGAAGAUGCUUAAAUCGGACGCCACAGAGAAGGACCUGAGUGAUCUGAUCUCUGAGAUGGAGAUGAUGAAGAUGAUCGGGAAACACAAGAAUAUCAUCAACCUGCUUGGAGCCUGCACACAGGACGGCCCUCUCCACGUGGUGGUAGAGUAUGCAUCUCAGGGCAACCUGAGAGAGUACCUGCGGUGUCGGAGGCCUGUGGGUCUGGAGUACUGGUCUGGGCCUACCCAGGCCCCCUUGGACACCCUGGAGGUCAGGGAGCUGGUGUCUGCUGCCUAUCAGGUGGCAAGGGGCAUGGCUUACCUCGCCUCACAGAAGUGUAUCCACAGGGACUUGGCAGCCAGGAAUGUGUUGGUGACAGAGGACAAUGUGAUGAAAAUCGCAGACUUUGGGCUGGCCAGAGACAUCCAUCACAUAGACUACUACAAGAAGACCACCAACGGUCGCCUGCCAGUGAAAUGGAUGGCACCGGAGGCUCUGUUCGACCGCAUCUACACACACCAGAGUGACGUGUGGUCGUUUGGUGUGUUGAUGUGGGAGAUCUUCACUCUAGGAGGCUCUCCCUACCCUGGUGUCCCCGUGGAGGAGCUGUUCAAACUGUUGAAGGAGGGACAUCGUAUGGACAGACCAGCCGCCUGCACAGAGGAGCUGUACAUGGUGAUGAGAGACUGCUGGCAUGCUGUUCAGUCUCACAGGCCAACCUUCAAACAACUGGUAGAGGAUCUGGAUCGCAUGCUCUCACUCAUGGCCAACCAGGAGUAUUUGGAUCUGUCCAUCCCUGCGGUCCAGUAUUCUCUAGUGGGUCCAGACACCAGCAGCUCCUCUGACUCGGUCUUCUCCAGGGAGCCGACCCACGGAGCAGAGUACUCUUCCCGGAGCCCGUCCCGGACCUCCACCCUGCUCUACAACCAGCACACCCCCCCUAGGACCCCUUCUCGGGCCUCUACCCUGGCCUACGACCACCAUAUUCCCUCCCGGACGUCCACCCUGACCUACACCAUACCUACCCGGCACACCACCACCCGGGGACACAGCCAACGUUGAUCUACCAAACCCUUGCCGCACACCUUAACCUAUCCACCUCCCUUUUAGUCAGUCCCUACCAUGAGCUCUGCCCCCAGCCCCUCCUACCCCCCACCCCCUGACUUCUACCCCCAGCCCCUGCUUGGUGACUGGGAGGCCUACCAGAGGGGAGGACACUACCUGAGUGCUUUAACCCCUUGUUCUCCAGUCUGCCCCGGAGCGGGGUUCAUUUGACCUGCUUGGCAUUUCUGGGGAGAGGCUCAUUAACAAAGAUGAAGACAAUGGCAAAGAUAGACAGACAGAGGGUCAUAACAGAGUCAUAAGACAUGCAAUAGACUUUUCACAAAGACUCUUCUGUUCUCCUCCCUAUUAAUAUGGGGAUACUCACACAGGAGCAAGAGGAGGAGGCUGCUAAACAUGAUUUUCAUCGCCAUAUUAUGCACCAAACUGCUGCUUCGUGAGUAAACCCAUACAGGCUAUUAAAAAGGAAAUCUUAUCAAGGGAAAACAAUUAAUUCACUUCUUUUUUUAUUGAACCUUUAUUUAACCAGGCAAGUCAGUUAAGAACAAAUUCUUAUUUACAAUGACGGCCUACCAAAAGGCCUCCUGCGGGGACGGGUGCUUUUUAUAUAAAUAUAUUAUGAAUUGUGUCAUCUGAAAAUAUAUUUCCAGGGUUACUUUUUUUUUUAGAUGCUUGCUUGUUUUUAUCCCUGUCAAUGAAAGAGUGGAGUGGAUAUGAUGCUAUGUGUUCGCAUCAGAGGAAAGAAGUAGGUAAGAUGCUAUGUGUUUUAAUAAGCUAAUAUCAUACCAGCAGUGUUAGUCAGGGCUACAGUUACCGUAUCACCCUAUAGUCUAGACUCUAUGGACACCAGUGUUACGUUGAAGGUAAUGAUGAUGUGUGCUGAGGAUAAUGUUCAUGGUAAUGUAAAUGGUUUUAAAACAGUGGCAAAUGCACUUAUCGCCAAUGGAGGUCUACCUUCCUUUACAGAGGAUGCCUUUAUUUGAAGGACUGUAAAAUAAAAGACAACAGUGUUA